This is a messenger RNA of Rhizophagus irregularis DAOM 181602=DAOM 197198, 527 nucleotides long. RefSeq lists its product as uncharacterized. The record is from RefSeq and is a predicted model, not a curated record. Gene Ontology annotation, biological process: protein phosphorylation; signal transduction. Gene Ontology annotation, cellular component: cytoplasm. NCBI's taxonomy places the organism in Eukaryota, Fungi, Glomeromycota, Glomeromycetes, Glomerales, Glomeraceae. Gene Ontology annotation, molecular function: protein binding; protein kinase activity; ATP binding.
AUACUCGGAAAAAAUAAUUUUUCCAUAACAAUAUUUAUAUACAUAGUCAAAAUUUCAGAAAUGAAUGAAUGGUUUAGGUGGAUUGAUGAAGCUAUUGCUAAAAAGCAUAUUAAACAUUAUGAAUAUAAAUAUUUUAAAAAUAUUCAAGAAAUUGGUAUCGGUGGUUUUGGAAAAGUUUAUCGUGCAAAAUGGAAAAAUUCACCUAAAUAUUUUGCAUUGAAAUCUCUUCUUAAUAUUGAUGAAGGAGCAAUUAAGGAACUUGUUAAUGAGAUUGAACUUCAACGUGAAGUUAUUUUUCAUGAUAAUAUUAUUAGUUUUUAUGGGAUUACUAGUAUUUCAGAUCAAGAAAAUCAAAAUGACAACGUUAAGAAAUAUCUUUUAGUGAUGGAGUACGCUGACGGUGGUUCUCUUUGCAAUUAUUUAAAAGAAAAUUUUGAGAAACUUAUAUGGGAAGAUAAACUUAAAUUUGCUUACCAGUUGGCUAGUGCCGUAUCAUGCUUGCAUGAUGAAGACAUAAUACAUCGUGA